GUCCUUGGCUGGCUAACCCGGAAAUAUCAGUUGAGUCCAUGAAAUGCUGAAUGUGUCAUUAAGACAAACAGAGGGAUUUUUCUGAAUGGCACAAAUCCAAUGGCUGCAAUUCAAACAUUCCAGGCCUCAAUCUGAAAUGAAAGAAAUACAACUAGCAGCCAAUUCACACUUCUAUAACAAUAACAAACCACGUCACCCGUAAAUCACUCAGCUGCUUUAUAAGGCGGAUGUGUAUUGCUAAGUGCCUCAUGUGACUGCUGUGAUUUCCGUCACUCUCCCUAGGGGUGUUUUUGAUCUUUUUGAUUAAACUGCUUCAGUGGACAUGAAACGUCAUGCGUAAUGACCCCUGACUUGAGCCCUUUUUGUCUCACACUGUACAGUUCUGCAGGCACCGGUGCUGCUGCGAAAUCUGAGCGAUCACAGUGUUAACGUUAGCAACUCAGUCACUCUUCGCUGCCCCACUCUGGGAAUUCCAUAACCCCAGAUCACAUGGUAUAAGGACCAAAGGAAGCUGCAGCAGGUGUCUGGAAUUAUGCUGUUUCCAGAGGAAGGGACUCUUCACAUCGACCGAAUUACAGUUGAAGGCCAGGGACUUUAUACCUGUGAGGCCACCAAUGAAAGAGGGUCUGUGGAGAGCUCCGCCCACAUUUGGGUUCAAAGUUCACCUGAGUCCCUUUUUCUGGAGAUCCCAACUCUAGCAUGUACAUGCGUGGUGGCCACCCUCUUCUGGCUGCUUCUCACACUGCUGAUUCACAAACUCAAACAGCCAAACUCCACUAAUGGCAAAGCAGAGUACCUGCCAAUCAUCCUGCAUCCAGGGGAGGAGCCUCUGGUUGAGCACUGUGACAGGUUACAGUAUGAUCCCGCCCAAUGGGAGUUUCUACAUGACCGCCUUAAACUAGAUGGCGCUACGCCCAGUGAACACAAGGCUCUGAUGACAGAACUGAAGAUCUUCAAUCAUUUUGGUCAUCACCUUAAUGUGGUCAAUCUUCUUGGUGCAGGUACCAGAACAGGAGGUCUGCAUGUCAUCAUUUCUCUGUAA
Messenger RNA from Carassius auratus (goldfish), 1042 nucleotides. Its product is annotated as vascular endothelial growth factor receptor 1-like. Lineage: Eukaryota; Metazoa; Chordata; Actinopteri; Cypriniformes; Cyprinidae. The coding region runs from base 533 to 1042 and encodes 169 amino acids. The record is from RefSeq and is a predicted model, not a curated record. The transcript is spliced from 5 exons.